Molecule: messenger RNA, 795 nt
Organism: Ogataea angusta
Lineage: Eukaryota; Fungi; Ascomycota; Pichiomycetes; Pichiales; Pichiaceae
Exons: 1
Coding region: 1-795 (264 amino acids)
Source: RefSeq, a predicted model, not a curated record
AUGUCUCUACAAUUGGAAGAUCUUCCCUCGGUUGGGGGCUCCGGGACCUCCAUCAAGGUUCUCUUUGUCAAUCCCAACGCCACUGCCUCGAUGACCGCGUCUUGUCUGAAGAUGAUUUCCAGCAGUCUUCCGCCGGACACCACAGUCUAUGGAUAUACGGGGCCAGCUGGUAAAGCCCCGGUGACGAUCGAAAGUCACCUAGACUCUGUGAUAUCUGCAGCCGAGUGUCUCAGAGAUGCCUACCCUCUCUUCUCGCAGGUCGAUGCCGUGGUUGUUGGCUGCUUUUCGGACCAUCCGCUGGUCAACUGUAUUCGAGAAGAGUUCGAUAUUCCGUGCUGUGGAAUAAUGGAGGCUGCGUUCUACACUGCUCGGAUGCUCGGUGGAAAGUUUGGCGUGCUCUGCACCGGGUACCGGUCACAGAUUCGUCACCAGUACGCCGUCCAAGGCUACGGCCUGGAAAAGUUCUGUGCAGGUCUUUUGUCGACGAAGCUCACGGUCAAGGAGCUGGAGACGAAACCAAAAACGGAAGUUCUUUCGUUGAUGGCCAGUUGUGCAAAGCAGCUAGUUGAGCAGCAGGAUGCUGACUGUAUUGUUCUUGGAUGUGCUGGGAUGGCAGAUAUGGCUUCUGCCGUGGAACAGGCACUGGAAGGACGCAAUGUGCAAGUCGUCGAUGGAGUGUGCUGUGCCGUUAAUAUUCUAUCUGGGUUGGUACGUAUGGGGCUGAAAACGUCCAAGCGCGGACUGUUCACGUGGGCCAAGCCGGGAAGAGAAUUAAGGGGCCAGUCUUAUUUGUAA